CUGGACGCGACAGUUGCAGGAAAAUUUGUUAGUAUUGCAUUGCAAAUCUGCCGAAAGAUCGCUGCAUUGCAGCGAAAUGCGCGUGGGGUGGCAGUUGUGGUUGGCGGCGGCGGCUCUUGCGAAGACCAUCGACUACGACGCGUUAGAGAGACAAUGGGAGAGUGGAGACAAAGAAGAUGAGCUCCUCUCAGACGAUGAACUCGACUACAAGCGGACUGGCACAUUAGAAAAAUCCGAGAUUGUGUUUGUGACGCUAAAGGAAUCUGCGAUCGACGCCAUGGUACCCGUGGACCCUGUGGUCUCUGCCGUGUCCGAGCUGUGUGCGACUUGGAAACACAUGCUUAUGCAUGGCGGACUCUCCGUUAACUUUUACGAGCUGGAAGCAUACAAAGUAUUGGCCGGGUUGCAGCACGGUUCGCGAGUGACGGACCUCCGCGACUUCUUGCUCGAACAGCACCAAGUUCAGGAAGUCACUUGGGACCAGAGGACAUAUCAUCCCAAACAUGCUAGCAAGUUGCAGGCCAAGCCCCAAAAAGCGCUCAAACCGUCAAAUUCCAAGCUCAAGUCGAAGAAGAAGCGGUCCAAGAAAGAUGAGCUGUAAAGCCACUUGUACAAGCACAUACAACGUUCGCGCAGCCAAAUUUAUCAGGACCUUGGCUUGGUGCGCGCUAAGGACCUGCCGAUGACAGCAUAGGCGAGUGCAACUCCACGAGCAACGCAUCCAAAUGCCCCAUUCUUAUCACUCAAUCGACGAGAGUGUUGUAAAAGGUGAUGUUUGCAGCGGUCGCAGUGGGUUUGCUGCAUGACAUGUUGUUGAGAUUUGAGUUGGCCAUUCGGUCCAACCGGGAGUACGUGCGUCAACACGUGUGGAAUGCCAUCGUAUCAUUUCAAAUAAGCAUCUUGUUCACGAA
Aphanomyces invadans is the source of this 911-nucleotide messenger RNA. RefSeq lists its product as hypothetical. The transcript has 3 exons. The coding region runs from base 77 to 601 and encodes 174 amino acids. NCBI's taxonomy places the organism in Eukaryota, Oomycota, Saprolegniomycetes, Saprolegniales, Verrucalvaceae. Gene Ontology annotation, biological process: protein folding. The record is from RefSeq and is a predicted model, not a curated record.